AUGUCUCCAAAGGCUGUGUACUAUACACAUUCCUUUGAGAUGCGCUCCUUCCCGCUUGAGAAUAACUUGCCCGAAGAUGAAGAGCAGCUCAAAGCAGGUGUCAAGCCAGAUUUUCAAGGGGAAGUCAUUGAUUUGCUGCAAAAGGGACGGAAGGAUCCUCUCGCAGGGGGAAUCACAAAUGCUCAACAACCUCUAGCUUCUUAUGUCAACAAAUUCAAGGGUAUAAAAGGUCUCCAGGCUUUCCUUGUCGUAGGAAAAUGGAGCGUAGAGACCGUGUCAACAACGCUAAGGGGCAAAGAGCUAUACGGAAAGUCGAGCCAGAUGAUUCAAGCUACAGUGAAGGAAUUGAUUGGGUUUGAACCAAAAAUUGUCACCUAUGACGUUACAGGGUACGCUUCCUCUGCUGGAGGAUCGGAGCAUGGCUCGCAAGAUAAGCGCAACAGCGUUACCAUCAAAGAACGAUCAGGAAGAGGCUCCCAAGAUGGCUCCGGAAUGUCUGACGCUACUGAUGAGUUCUAUAUCAAUAACGCUGAAGGAUACGUGUUGUACGAGUACGACCCUCUAGAGUACCGCCUCAUCGUGGAGAGAACAGUGGUGGCUACUGGUACGGCCGACCCUGAUAAGUGA
This is a messenger RNA of Amorphotheca resinae ATCC 22711, 627 nucleotides long. RefSeq lists its product as hypothetical. The transcript has 3 exons. Bases 1 to 627 code for a protein of 208 amino acids. The record is from RefSeq and is a predicted model, not a curated record. NCBI's taxonomy places the organism in Eukaryota, Fungi, Ascomycota, Leotiomycetes, Helotiales, Amorphothecaceae.